Leptosia nina is the source of this 390-nucleotide messenger RNA. The record is from the annotation of a GenBank genome assembly. Lineage: Eukaryota; Metazoa; Arthropoda; Insecta; Lepidoptera; Pieridae.
AUGAUCCGAUCAGCUCACCCACUAAUUAGACACCCACACUGGAGCCUCAUGUUCGUGAUCCUUGCGCUAGUUGCCAGCGUCUCGUGCGCACCUCAAAACCCACAGGAUGUCCAGAUAGUGAGAUAUGACUCGGACAAUUCUGGAUUAGGAUCAUACAGUUUCGCAUGGGAACUAUCAGACGGCUCGAAGCACGAAGAACAGGGUCAAUUGAAGAACCAGGGAACUGAGAACGAAAGCUCCGUAGUUCAAGGACAGUACUCCUGGGUCGGCCCCGAUGGCGUUCUUUACACCAUCACCUAUAUCGCCGAUGAAAACGGUUUCCAGCCACAAAUUCAACAAGGACCUGGUGGUGCUAUACCAGCUGGAGUCGUCGCGUCACUCCUCGGUUAA